Molecule: messenger RNA, 261 nt
Organism: Ilyonectria robusta
Lineage: Eukaryota; Fungi; Ascomycota; Sordariomycetes; Hypocreales; Nectriaceae
Exons: 1
Source: RefSeq, a predicted model, not a curated record
CAAGAUUUCCAGCGAAACUAUAAUGUUUGGACGUUGUCGGCACAGGCAGUUGUGCUUCCCGGAUCUUGGGCCUUUGCAGCAACAUCGCUCACAAUCGCCAUUUUCGGUGGCGGUGCGCCUGUUGCUAUCUGGGGGACUAUCGUCAUCUCAGUAUGCCUCUGCAUGGUGGUUGCUUGCCUCGCCGAGUUCGGAUCUGCCUAUCCAUCAGCUGCUGGAUGUACAUAUAUAGCUUCCAAGGUGGCUGGCCCGCAAUGGGGCCGA